GGGCUCUCUACGAACCCUGUGGUUCAUAGAUCGAGUCAAUAGGUUUUGUCAGUUAGGGGGAGAGUCUAAGUGGUGAGGAGCGGAACCGCCACUUGGUUGUGCAUCUAUCACCAUGGUUGACACGCGUAGUGGAACGAGCACCUCCCCUUACACCGCAGAGCAGGAGGCGAAGGUCGCCGCCAUCCUGAAAGAAAGAAGGGAGAAGGAGGCCAAGAAGAAGGCCUUAAUCGAGGAAGAGGCCGCGAAGAUGAGGAAGAUUGAGGAAGAGAUGGCCAGAGAGAAGGAGAGGCUAAAGAGAGAAGAGGAAGCGAAGCUCAAGGCGGUAGAAGAGGAGGAAGAGGAGGAAGAACAACCACUGGAAAGGCGAAGGGCAGGAGGACGAGACGUUUCGCGCACCGUCAAAGCCUCCGAUAGGUUGCAGACUAUCCAUUCUCGUCAAUGGAGGAGUGCCAAGGCACUCAAAGGUGUAAUGGAUGAGUUGAUAGUUGUUCCAAACCAUGGGGUCACAGAAACUCAAUUGGUCAACCUCUUCUACCGGGAUAUGCCCGAAUCGUUGCGUGGGCACUUCUUCGAGAAGAGCCAGCAGCCCACCAUGACCUACGACGCAUUGAGCAGGGAAGUGGUGGCGUUUGAAGCAAGGUCCAUGUCAGUCUCCACUUUCUGGCAUAAGGACCUGGACAAGGGGAAAAAGUGGAAGGGUCACACUAUCUCCGGACAAGUUAAGACCAAGGAUUGCUUGAUCCUUACGUUAGAUGAGGGUAGUGUUGACGAAGUCCCCUACGAGCAAAUCGAGUGGGGACUAGAGGAGGAGGACAGUGGUGUGAGCCAGGGGAGGACUUACGCUGUUGUGGAGGGAGGCCGCAAGGAGGAGGUAGAGGCCAGGGCCAAGGGGGUCGGGCCUCAGGUGGUCGUACCCAGGACGUUCAGGGGGUUGGCGACAGAGGAAACUGCCAAGAGGGAGGCAGGGGUCAAGGUCCCCGGCAAAACCGUUCUGGGAAUAUGUCGCCUAAUAGGGGUAACAGAUCACCCUAUAGGAGAGGAGGAUGGCACCCAGGUCUGCCACAGGGUAGGCCUUGGGAAGAUUUGGGCCUGGACCACCGCGUAUGGCAACAACGUGUGGACUAGGGGCAGUGCAUCUACUGCGGUGACCCUGGCCACAUCAUCAAAUAUUGUCCAAAGUAUAGAGAGGUCCGUUCGGCUGCGCAGGGGUCAAAAGGCAGCCGCCGGUAGGGGUAGCAACGGCCCCUACCAUAAGGCCAUGUGGGGAAACGAGCGCGAGCCGGCACGAAACUCCCACACCACAUGUGCCUAUGGCAGAGGUUGCAGGCCAUGGUUAGACAGGUUUGUAGUAAUUUACCUAGACGAUAUUCUAUUAUUUAGUAAGACCCUCCAAGAGCAUCAGGGUCAUCUGAGGCAGGUCUUGGAGAAGCUAAGAGAAGCGAACUUCAAGAUCAAUACGAAGAAGUGUGAGUGGGCAAAGACCCAAGUGUUGUAUUUAGGCCAUGUCUUAGACGGAGACGGCAUCAAACCCGAAGAUAGCAAGAUCGCAGCGAUUAGAGAUUGGCCUACACCCCGCACGUUGACAGAAUUGUGGUCGUUCCUAGGCCUAGCCAACUACUAUAGGAAGUUCGUGAGGAACUUCUCUACCAACGUUGCACCCCUUCGCAGGUUGUUGAAGAAAGAAGCGAUCUGGAAGUGGGACAAGGAUUGCACGUCUGCCAUGAAGAAGUUAAAGCAUGCGUUGAUAGAGUAUCCGGUCCUUAAGGUAGCCGAUCCAUCCUUAUCUUUCAUCGUUACAACUGACGCGAGCCAGUACGGCAUAGGUGUUGUACUACAGCAAGACGAUGGUCACAGAUAUAGGCCCGUAGAGUUCAUGUCUGCUAGGAUGCCUUCAGAGAAGGUAGCGACAUCUACCUAUGAGAGGGAACUCUACGCUCUCAGGUAAGCUCUAGAACAUUGGAAGUACUACUUGCUUGGGAGGCACUUUAAAGUCUACUCAGACCAUGAAACGUUAAAAUGGUUGAAGACGCAGGCCAAGAUAACAUCUAAGUUGACUAGGUGGGCCGCAGAGUUAGACCAGUAUGAUUUUGAGCUCAAGCCAGUUAAAAGGGAAGUAUAACGUAGUUGCGGAUGCUCUGAGUAGGAGAGCCGACUACUUUGGGGCAAUAGUUCACUAUCUGGACAUAGGGAGAGACCUGGAACAAAAGGUUAGAGAUGCG
Messenger RNA from Chara braunii, 2219 nucleotides. The record is from the annotation of a GenBank genome assembly. Lineage: Eukaryota; Viridiplantae; Streptophyta; Charophyceae; Charales; Characeae.